CCCUCUAUAAAUUCGCGCGCCCUCCGAUGAUGCCGCUUCCAAAUCUCUCCUAAUCCCAACAGAUUUGACCUUUCACGGGAGGGAGAGAGAGAGAGACAUUAUACUCCUACAGAAGAAAUUCUCUGAUUAGUCGCUGUGUUCUUGCUCCUAGGUUAAUUCGAUGUCUGAAGCUGGAGGCGUCGCUUCCCUCCUUGUACUCUUCUUCCAUGUCCUCGUGUUUUCAGGUGUUGUGGAUUCAGCAACCUUCACGAUCCUCAACCAAUGCGCCUACACCGUCUGGCCCGGCAUCCUCUCCAACGCCGGCACCCCGCAGCUCCCCACCACCGGGUUCGCCCUCCAGCCCGGCCAGUCCAACGCCAUCUCCGUGCCCGCGUCCUGGUCCGGCCGCCUGUGGGGCCGCACCCUCUGCGCCCAGAACGCCACUGAGGGCCGGUUUGUCUGCGUCACGGGCGACUGCGGCUCCCCCACCGUCGAGUGCUCCGGGUCGGGCGCGGUGCCCCCUGCCACGCUGGCGGAGUUCACCCUCGAUGGCGCGAACGGGCUCGACUUCUACGACGUCAGCCUCGUUGACGGCUACAACCUCCCCAUGUGGGUGGUGCCGCGGGGCGGGAAGGGCGGGAACUGCACCGCCACGGGCUGCGCCGCCGACCUGAACGCCGGUUGCCCCAAGGAGCUCCAGGUGGACACCGAUGGCGGCGGCGCCAGCGUGGCUUGCAAGAGCGCGUGCGAAGCGUUCGGGGACCCGCAGUACUGCUGCAGCGGGGCCUACUCGACGCCGGCCACGUGCAAGCCGAGCGGGUACUCGGAGUUCUUCAAGCAAGCGUGCCCGACCGCCUAUAGCUACGCGUACGACGACGGGACCAGCAUAUUCACCUGCGCAUCCGCCGAUUACGUCAUCACUUUCUGCCCUUCGCCGUCGUCUAGUGUGAAGGCGGCAGGCGAUCCAGCGCCAACGUCCAACUCAUCGGCCCCUGCAGCAUUGAUCGCGUUGCAGACCUCCGCAUCCAACCGCACGAGACUGAGAUCCCGGCCAUUUGUCGCCCCGAUGGCUUUGGCGGCAGUUUGGCAGUUGUUGCAACUACUUUCUAUCUGAUCAUCACUGCUUGCGGAUGGCGACGUACCGCCGGCAUCCGACUCAUCAGCCCCCAUGGCAUCUAUCACGUCGCCGGCCUCUAUAUCGGACCACACGAGAUCGAGACGCCCCGCCCUUUGUUGCCCCGGUCGCUUUGGCUGCAGUUUGGCAGUUGUUGCAACUACUUUCUCUCCGAUCAUCACUGCUCGCUGACGGCGGCGUCCGGCCGGCCGUUUUACUUCCGACUCCUUUUUUUUAUUUUUCGGGUGGGCCCUUCCUCCUCUCGGAGGCCCACAACAGUUUUGGCUGGACCGUACCAGUUAUUUCAAUGGACGGCCCAGUUCGGAAUCAAAACGUCGCCGAAAUUGUCGUUUAUUCUUAUUUUUAUUCGAAGCCGGCAAGAUAAACGGCCGGUGAAAUUUCGUUUUAUGUGAAUUUUUUAUUAGGAGUUGGUAAAAUAUUCGCAAUUUGGUGGAAGAUGGGAUGGGGGCUGGCUUCAUAUGCACGUAAGUCCUGCGUCAUGAGUCACGUUUUCUCUUCACAAGAGGAACACGCCUCGGCUCGUGGUGCGGUCAAUUCUUGGCCUUUAAUUUAUAAGCGUUGGUUCGGAAGAGUAGAGCGAGCGACAAUGAUUACUAGGCCGAAUUGUAAUAUAUAUUGGUUGUUUA
Molecule: messenger RNA, 1740 nt
Organism: Eucalyptus grandis
Lineage: Eukaryota; Viridiplantae; Streptophyta; Magnoliopsida; Myrtales; Myrtaceae
Product: thaumatin-like protein 1
Exons: 3
Coding region: 161-1093 (310 amino acids)
Biological process (GO): defense response
Cellular component (GO): extracellular region
Source: RefSeq, a predicted model, not a curated record